Molecule: messenger RNA, 1503 nt
Organism: Paramecium tetraurelia
Lineage: Eukaryota; Ciliophora; Oligohymenophorea; Peniculida; Parameciidae
Exons: 4
Source: RefSeq, a predicted model, not a curated record
AUGCCACCCAAGAGACAUGCAAAAAAUAACUAAAACAUCUAAGCCUUCUUUGGUAAUGGAAAUAAGAAGGACAGGAAAGAGAUAAAGGAAAAAUAAAAAUAAUUUAUUAAAUGUCCUUUAUUAGGAUCGGUGGGUUUUCAAUUAAGAAGAGUAUUAUAGAAAUAUAGAAAUGAGAUAAUGAAGGAGUUUAAUUUUGGCUAAUUAGUGUAAUAGUUGGGAAAAAUCUAAAAUUUGGAUUAAAUUGGAGAUAUGCUAAGUUCAAUAUUGUAUCUGAAUGUUACUAAAAUGUCAGACAUUUGGAGUGAUAUUUAUACUCCUGAUCACAUUGACGAUUUGAUUAGUCAGGAGAAUGCGUAAUUUCUUAAACAUUGGCUCAAGAAUUCCUUUUCAAUACUGGCCUAGGAUUAAGUAGAUUAAUCAGAGUCAUGGUAUUCGUAAUCGAAUUCAAUGAACAAUUAAAAUUGGAAUUAUCAGAUGUUGAACAUCUACGGGGCUAGUGGAAAGAUGAGCACAUUAUUGGCUAUAGCAAGAGCAUAUAAAAUUGAUGUUCUCUUCACUUACAAUUACACUGAGAAGAGAGAAUUCGAAGAGAUGUUUGCAAGUCAACACAUCAAAUUUACUUAGGAAUAGGAAAAUACUGAAUUUGGCAACAAAAAGAAGAUAAUAGUUCAUAGAGGCACUCUUCCAAAAUUCAUCAAUUCCAGAAUGUUAUAGAUUCAGCGAGUGCCCUUUAUAUGGAUUACAGACUGUUAAUAGAAUCAUGAACUAUUCGAUAACUUUGAACUGGUCCAAUAUUCUCAUAAUGAAAUAGUCAAAUACAUUUAUUUAGUAUCGAUAAUCGAGCAAAAUUACAAAGGGUAAUUGGAUAGGAUCAAUACUGAGUUAAAAAGGAAGGUGAUCUAUGAAAACAUCAAAGAAUCAGGAGGGUUCUUUGUGAAUUUUACAAUGCAAAGACCUUCUCUAAGGAUUCAGGAUUUAGAGAUGAAUUUAGAUUACUAUGAUAUUUUCAUACUUACUUUAUUUAUGAAAGGCAAUAUGAGGAACAUACUAAAUUGGUUGCAAUUUCAUAAAGAGGAUGAGAAUGUUCAUUCAUUGAUAGCAGAAUUAAAGUUGUCUAGUGUUUAAUUGCCUUAUAUGCUAAAAAACCAAUUGCCAUUAUUUAGAACCGUUGACAACAUCUCUUAGUUAAGCCAAAAAGCAUGGUCAUGGUAUGAUGAGCAAUGUGUAAAUCUAAUAAAUGACAUAGUAGAAAAUAGAUAGAAAUUAUUUAUAGAAUCUUAUGGUAGAAGAAUAAUCAACAGCAAAAGGCACAUAUUCUUGAUUAAUCAUGUUUUGAAGAUCAAUGCUUUGAGUGUUCAAACUUUUGCUUAGAACACCAGAUUAAGAAGAUUGAAUAAGGAGACACAAGACUUUUAUAAACCAUUAUCAUAACUCUUUGAGUCGGAGGAACAAUAUGAGAUGUUUAAGUAAUUUGAUAAAUUUUCAGAGUUUUUAAAAGGCUGA